Messenger RNA from Schistocerca nitens (vagrant locust), 960 nucleotides. RefSeq lists its product as uncharacterized. NCBI's taxonomy places the organism in Eukaryota, Metazoa, Arthropoda, Insecta, Orthoptera, Acrididae. The record is from RefSeq and is a predicted model, not a curated record. Bases 108 to 659 code for a protein of 183 amino acids. The transcript has 3 exons.
GUGAACGAAUACGUAGCACAUAACUUCAGAAACAUUACACGUGUGGUCAUACGUGUGAGACUGCAGCCAGUACGGGCUUCUCAUUUGUGCUGUGUCUCUCUGUAAUCAUGCAGCGCGAGGAAGCCAGUGCAGAGGUACAAAGGAUUAAAAAUCGAGCAUUGACUUUCGCUUGUGAGAAGAUUGUGAUCACUUCCAGACAUAAAAUUGCUACGUUUCUUUGGCCGUCUUUCCAUGAUCUUAAUAUGCCUGAAAUAAAUGAAAAGCAGGAAAAUCUUAGCAAUGUGCGACAAAUGUGUGCUACUUACGCAGAUCCUUCAAGUAUUGUGUCAUCACCACCCAGAAAGAGAGAUCGUUUCAAGGAAUGGGGGAACAGAUCAUCCGCAACAGAUCAAGUAGAUCUCUACAUUUUUAUGCACCCCGGAGAUGAUGAUAUCUUAAGAGUGGUAACAGACUUGAUGAGAGAAUUUAGCAACUGGAGCAGCUUUUCAUUAACUGAACAGCAGUUACACUAUCAGCACCUUUCCAACAUGGAGAAACAAAUAAUUUACUGUCAGAAAACAGUGGAAGAUUUCUGGAAGUACUGGAGUAUGUCAUGCUCUUGCAUUACCUCCACCAAGUCAAACACCGAACCAGACGAUCGUGAUGACCUGAGUUGGUGAUGAUAUCUGUCUGCAACAAAUAAUUCUCUCAAGGCACAUGUGGAAGAUACGAAUACAGGAGCUGAAAUAAGACAAAGAUGGAGUCCUACACAUAGCCAUCCUUGUCACUGCCAAUGGAAGACACCUCAUCGGGCCUGUCUGACUGAUCCUAUCUCUGGAAGGAUGAGGGCAAUCGGUAAACAAUGUCUCAGAAUUGUACUGCAUCUCUGCUUUUGUAGUAAAAGAUGUUACAUAAUUACGAUGAUAAAGAAGUUCUGUGUAAUCAAGUUGUAUGUUACUUGACAUUAAAUAAUUUUCUAAU